AGAGGACGACGCGACUGGGCCGGAAGGAACGCGUUGGUGCCUUUUGCUGAAUGAAGUGGUGGCGGCGGCGACGGCGGCUGAGACUGGGGUCGGUCCGGAGCUAGCGCGCCCUGGGAUCACUCUUGAGUACUUCAUUGCUAUAUUUACAAACUAGCUGGUACAUAUAUGUGCAAAUCUGUGUUUUAAAAUGGCAGAGGGAGGUGGAAAUGAAGAGGUAAUUCAUUUGAACAGCUUUCGUGGUCACAGAGGGAAAGACAGGAUAAGUCACAGAGAUGAAGGACUCAUUACUAUAUCAGACUCCUCAGAUGAAGAACUUGCCCUUUUGCCAAUGACAUCAGCUUCUCGACAGCAUGAUGAUGAUGAUGAUGAUUAUGACUAUGAUGAUGAUGACGACAAUGAUGAUGAUGAUGACGACGAUGAUGAUGUUGUCAUCUUGGCAGAAACACAUAAACAGCAACUGUUGCGACCUAUUGUUAAACCUGCUGCCCAAUGGCAGGAUCUGAAAAGACUGGGAGAAGGAGGGUCUAAAAAGAGUAUGACUACUUUUCUGCAAGAAAAGAAUGGCCUUUUUUCAACAAUAAAUAGUGGAUCAAGAUUCAGUGAAAAUAACAAUAGAAACCAGGAUCCUCAGUUGCCUGGUCCCUCUGAACAUAGUAAGCACAGGGCCAAAAAAGACCGAAAUCCCAAGCCUGGACCAAGUAAUAUUCAAGCUAUAAAAGUCAUUUUGAAACCCAGUGUGAAAAAGGAAAUAAUCAAUUUAGAAGAAGCUAGCAAACAUCCGAAUAUACAAAACCAGUCAACUGAAGACUCUGAACCAGAGCUUAUACCAAACCUUCAAGAAUCAGCUGCUACAGUAGAUGACCAAGUCAUAAGAGAAAAUAGUUGGUUAGAUCAUCCAUAUUUCCAACCCAUAGAUCAAGAACCAAAUGAAUUAGCAAAUCAAGUUGUUCCACAACAGGGGCAGCCUGAAGCAGACCUCUCAUAUCGAGAUGAGAUUCCAGGACCAGCUUUUCCAAGACCAGAACCACAGCAAGAUGGAAUCCCGGGUCCUUCCUCUCCUCAGCCUGCCCAUCCUCCUGGAGAACUUAAAGAUGAUCAACUAGCAAUAGAUGAUGAGCAGCCUGGUCCAGCUUUCCCAUUUCCAGGAUCUCAUCAGCCUGACUUGGGAAAUGUUCCAGAACAAGGAGGCACUAGUGCAGAUCAAGAAUUUAUUACACUACUAGUGAAAGAAACAGAAGCAAGGUUUCCAGAUGUAGCAAAUGGGUAUAUUGAGGAAAUAAUACAUUUGAAGAAUUUUUAUGAUUUAAAUGUACUUUGUAAUUAUCUUCUGGAAAACCCAGAUUAUCCAAAGAAGGAAGGCAGAGUGGUUUUAAAUCCUAAUAGCAGUCUGCUUGCCAGCCAAGAUGAGAAAAAGGUGUCUAAAGUGGACUAUUUUGACUUUUCUAAACUCACUCCUCUUGACCAGCGUUGCUUUAUGCAAGCUACUGAUCUACUCAUGGAAGAUUUCAAAAUGCUCAGCACUCAGGACAUCAAGUGGGCACUGCAUGAGCUCAAGGGACACUAUGCAAUCACCCGGAAGGCCUUUUCUGAUGCCAUUAAAAAAUGGCAGGAGCUAUUACCAGAAGCCAGUGGAAAGAGAAAAAAGAGGAAAGAAAUGAAUCAGUAUUCUUACAUAGAUUUCAAAUUUGAACAAGGUGAUGUCAAAAUAGAAAAGCGGAUGUUCUUUCUGGAAAAUAAACGUAGACACUGGAGGUCCUAUGAGAGGCGUUCACUCCUUCCGCCUGUGAGAAAAGAGCAAGAAUUCUAUGAGAAGAAAGUUAAGGAGAUGGCUGAGCAUGCUGACUUUUUGCUUGCCUUGCAAAUGAAUGAAGAACAGUAUCAAAAGGAUGGUCAGAUGAUAGAGUGUCGUUGCUGCUAUGGAGAAUUUGCAUUUGAGGAGCUGACUCAGUGUGUCGAUGGUCACUUAUUCUGCAAGGAGUGCCUAAUCAAAUAUGCCCAAGAGGCAGUCUUCGGCUCAGGAAAGUCAGAACUCAGCUGUAUGGAAGCCAGCUGUACAUGUUCAUUCCCAACAAGUGAAUUGGAGAAGGUAUUGCCAGAAACUAUUCUGCGAAAGUACUAUGAGCGAAAAGCUGAAGAAGAAGUAGCUGCCGCCUGUGCAGAUGAACUGGUUAGGUGUCCCUUCUGUAACUUCCCGGCUCUUUUGGACAAUGAAGUGAAGUGGUUCAGUUGUCCCAAUCCUCGUUGCAGAAAGGAAACCUGUAGGAAAUGUCAGGGACUGUGGAAAGAACAUAAUGGCAUUACCUGUGAACAGUUGGCUGAAAAGGAUGACAUCAAAUAUAGAACAUCUAUUGAAGAGAAAAUGACUGCUGCCCGCAUUAGAAAAUGCCAUAAGUGUGGGACCAGCCUCAUAAAAUCUGAAGGUUGUAACCGUAUGUCCUGCCGCUGUGGUUCUCAAAUGUGCUACCUCUGUCGGGCCUCCAUCAAUGGGUACGACCACUUCUGUCAGCAUCCCCGAUCACCAGGAGCCCCUUGCCAGGAAUGUACAAAAUGUUCUCUUUGGACUGACCCCACAGAAGAUGAUGAGAAGCUCAUCCAAGAAAUUCAGAAGGAGGCUGAAGAGGAGCAAAAGAAGAAAAAUGGAGAGAACAACUUCAAAAGGAUUGGGCCCCCCAUGGAGGCAGCUCCUGAAAAACUCCAGAGGAUUGAAGUCAUCCCAAGACCUGUUCCACAAAAUCUUCACCAAGCCAGGAUCCCUCCUUAUCCCUUUGUUCACCCACCUUUUGCUCUGCCUCCUGUCCGUCCCAUGUUCAACAAUAUUCCCCUCAAUUUAGGCCCCAUCCCUGCCCCCUAUGUUCCUCCUCUGCCAAAUAUGCGAGUGAACUAUGAAUUUCCCCCAAUCAAUGUCCCACUGGAGCACAACUUACCUAUGCACUUUGGUCCUCAGCCACGCCAUCGGUUUUGACAAGUGGGAUAGAUAUCUGAAGUGGAAGCACUGCCGAGGAGGGCCAUCCUGUGUUAACAACUCUCCUCCUAACUCCCUUCAUUAUUCCACAGAACUGAAAGGAGCAGCCUGAAAAUCUCCCCCAGUUAAAUUUCAUGGUGGGGAGGGGGGUGGGGGGGGGGUGUGUGUGUUAAAGAUACACAGCCUAGUUCAGAUGUUUACCCCACUUUUUUCCCCUAAAACUAGUAACUGCUGCUGAGCCCAUAGAGGUGGAAGUUUACAGAUUGGGCUGCCAAACAUGACUAAUUUGGGGCCAAUUUUCCUUUUCUUUGAUAGUGUUAGUAGAGAGACCUCCCUAGGCCCCAAAAUCUCCCCAGAGUCCCCUUUCUCUGUCUCUGUCUGUUUCUGUCUCUUUCUGUCUUUCUCUCUGUCUUUCUCUCUCCCUCCCUUUCCCUCUCUACCUAUCUUGCCUUUUUCUGUAUUUAAAAGUGUAAGUAGUCCACUGCUCUUUUAAGUACAGCUAAGGAGAAUAGAAGAGCCCAGCAUUCCUUGGAUACCAGUAACAGGAUUUGCCUUUUUGAUUUUGGGCUCAAAGAUUUCAGGAAGGAGAGGGAAGUAAAAUCUAUCCUGCCAGAAAAUGACCAGCACAGCACAUAACUUGUCAGUAAGCAUGACAACCCUGUGCUGUCUAUUAAUUCUUCAGAAAUUGUCCUAAAGGAGACAGAGUGAUGUGAAAGAAAAGCCACUUUACCUGUCCCUGAUCAAAACAGACAAGAACAAAGUCUCACCACAGGAAAGGAGAACUUUAUAAGUUUUCUAAUUAAAUUGGGACUUGUACUUUCCUAGUUAAUUAAAAUAUGAAAGUACAUUCAAGACAAUUCAUACGUUGAAGAGAGAGAAGAUAGGUGGUGGUUCAUUAGGAACUCCCCUUAUGAUGAAUGGCCAAUGUCUGCACUCUUUUUAAUAAGAGUACAAAGGACCACACUUUGCAAUGAGAUGUUGACCUCCAAUUGCAGAUCAGUGGGUAACCAGGUGUAAUUAAGGAAGGUAAAUGAUCUUCCUGCGUCUUAGCUCAGCACCUCCAGGUUGAGCAGAAUAAGACUCUACUGCUUACUUUAGGCUAAAAAAAAUUAUACUAGUACUUUCUCAAGCACUCCUGUCUGAAUCUUCUAGGAAGAGACACUGCUACUCAUCCUGCGCUCCAUCAGCCAUGGAGUUAAAGCCCCAGUCCCGUUGUAACUUUGCCAAGAGUGCCCUCUUCUCGUUCUGGGAAUGAGUGGAGUGGUCCCAGCCAUAUCAGCUUUGUCACAUAAUCAAAAGGAAGGGGGCUUACUGGAUAGUCAAAUGAAUAUUCCCUCCUCUGAGUAGGGAAAGAUGUUAAUGACUGGUACUUUAUAAAGACAAGAGGCUUCACAGAUGAAAAGGUUGAGAUUCCUAAAUACUGGUGCUGGAUUUCAUCUUACCUCUUGAGUGUGAAACUUGCACUAUAAGUAUAGUUCAUCCAGAAAGGUUUUCUUUCUUCCCUUCAACCCCACACCAUCUCCCCUUUCUACUGCCUCAAAAAAAAAAAAAAAUACUAAAUAAUAAUAUUACUGUUUGGGACUUUGGAAAUAAACUUCUGACUUGAUUUGUUUGCCCCAUUCUUCUCCGAUUAUCUAUACCCCACUGGUCCUUAUUUCCUGGAAAAUCCACUUUUCUAGAAUCAGCUCUUCCAAUCUAGGUUACUACAAAGAGCUGGUCCUAAACUUCUUUAGUUGUAUUGAAAGAUUUCUCCCAGUAUUUACUUGGAACAGUCAAUGUCUGGAUUGUAGCAUUGCUCUCUAUGGACUUCCCCUUGACUCUUCUGCCUAGUUCUGGGAUAAUCUUUGGUGACAUCAGAACCACAUGAUUAACUAUUUCUCAACUUUUGCUGCUAAGUUUUGUUUAUAUAUUGAGAAAGGAGGAAAAGUCUAUAUAGGGAUGUAAAUUUCUGAAUGCUGCUUAGCUGGUCUUUAUUCAGGUUAAAACUGCACCUUACCCUAAAAGAUGUUCCCUUGGACAGCCAGGGGCAGGCAGGCCAGCGUGCUGUUACACUGUACUUAAAGAGGGGCGGGAGAGAAGACUGAGCAUCCCUCUUCUUUUUUGUGUAUCUAAUUUCCUCUUGAUGUUAAUGUGAUAAGUGCUCAUGUGUAGGUCUUAGUUAUUAACAUUCUGAAGUCUUUGCCUCUGGAAAAGUCUUGGCUUCUGGCUCUAGAAUAUAGCUUGCAGUUUAGGCUUUAGAACCUGUGGUACUUCCUGCUACAGCUUUCUCCAAACUUAGUUUGGAAGACUGGCCUAUGGCAAUGAUAUUUUAGUCACAGAACGAGCCAUUUUACUUGCAAGGGUCCAACUAGUAGCUUUCCCCUACUUCCAUUGCCUGCUGAAUAGCUUACUUUUCCUUCCCUACAAUUUCUCCCACCCAACAGAUUUGGAAAAUUAUUUUCCUUUUUCCCUUUUGCCAUCAGCUUUCUAUGUAUAAGCUAAAACAUCUUGUUGCCAAUCCACUUGCUUCAAUUCCCCUAGUGAAUCCAGCACAACAGUUACUGGGGUCUGCUGGAGGCUUUACUCUUAAAUGUUAGAUUCCCCCCAAAACAAAAAACAAACAAACAAAAAAAAAAAAAAAAAAACAAAUGUUCAAUGGAAAUGUGUGUGUCAUUAUACUCCUAUUUCAGGCAUCAUUGCCACAACAAUAAAGGCCUCCCUGUUACUAGCAAAGAUAUUUUAACAACUAUGCCUGUUGGCAUUGAUACGUCAAGCACCUAACAUGGAUAUGAAAUCAGGGGACUUUGGACAAGAAAACAUUUCCUUGUUAUCCAGAAUAGAGCUAUCUGAUUUACUAGUGAUUGAGAUGUCAUGCAUCAACCAAUUAAUUGUGCUGUGAAGAUCAGAAAGAAAACAAUCCCCUUUCCAAAGAAAUGCCUUUUCAUUCUUCUGCCUUUCCAAAUGAUGAUCUAGUAAGACUCAGUUUUUGAAGAGUGAAAGUUAUAACUGGUUCAAGAGAUGUGACAGAUGAGAGAGCAGGGAAGAAUUUUGAAAGGAGGGCUUAAGAUCCAGAUUUGUAUCUGUAUCUGUAGGAAGAACUUUAGGUUCUCUUCCUUCUCCUCAGGUGCAAUUGUUUCCUUACAGAUUUCCAUCUGAUGAUCAUUUUUGAGGGACAUUUGUCUGCCUGAGGUCCAGCCCUAAUAACCAGUGCCUUUUCCAUCGGUAUUUUUGUGACAUACAUCAUGUGUCACGGAUGUGCCUUCCGGGGCAAUAGAUUGAUUUAUUUCUGAGCACAGGAACUCAUUAAGAAUUCUUAAAAUAAGGUUCCCCCAGUAACUCCUUUGUGACAAUGGUUGUAGGGACCAUGGAGGAGGAUUUCAGAAUUGGAAAGUCACUGAGCCAGGAUUUUCUUUUCAGCAAGCUGCCCCAUCCAGAUUGAAGUGUCGGUUUUCCAUCGACAGUGUUUGUUUUUGCCCUAAAUCUCAUGUGUGAGGAGGUAUAUGCAUGCACCUACAUGCGUAUGCUGUCCAGCUAGCUGUGCUGUAGAUUCAGAAGGCAGUAUGUGGCAAGUGACAUGUGCAAAACCGCCCGAGAGGAGUGAGUCCAAUGAGCCAUCACCUUCAUUAAACCAUUUACCUUAUAGUUUGUGUUCAUUUACAUUGCUUUGCAGUGUGUAUAUGUUAAUGUGUUAAAUUUGGGGAAUGAGACAAAAACAUUUGGCUCUAGAACAGUUGGGGAAAGGUGGAUAAUUUUUAGGGUGGCAUAUGGAAGACAGGCCUGCGCAAAGCCUGGACAAACCCUUCCCUAUCCUUGGAAACCACUGCUUUGGCUGUUUCGAUUUGUGUGUAGUUGUGCUCUCUUAGCUGGGAAUAAUGCUUGACAUCCACCAUUGAUUCUACUCAAAAUGUUGAAGCGACAUGAUGAUGUGCAAAGAGCACAGGAUUUGGAGUCGGGAGACCUGGAUUCAAUCCUGGCACUGCCUGUGUGACGUUAUGCAAGUCACGUGACCUUGCUGGGUCUCAGAUUCCUCAUCUGUAAAAUGAUGGGGUUGGGCUAGGUGACUUUUUUGGUCCCUCCUAACUCUAAGUCUUCUUGGUGAUGAACUCUUGCAGUCUGCAACAGGAAAUCCCAACAGCCGACUUGACUUAACUCUGCUCAUGCUCCAGAUGAUACUUGGAUUUUAAGCAGACAGAAACUCUUUUUCCUUAUUGUUAGCUACCUAGUUUUAUAAAACUUGCAGAGUGAAUAUUUCCAAGUCACAGAUGAGGUGGGGGAGCUUCAAUGAAUUGAAAAGGAAUUGGGCAAGUGAUUGUUUUUGAUGGUGUGGUCACUACCACCUAGUUAUAGGAUUGCCUUGUUCUGUUUGUCAGUGGGAACAAUUUUCUCUGAGCUAGAACUCAUUCUCUCCCAGGGCUCGCUCUGGGAGGCAUAUUGUCGUAGAGAAUCGUCUCUCUGCCCUGCACUAUAGUAAGGGGUUAUUGAAGAGGCCAAAGAAAUCUGAUCCCAUCCCACUGGCAGGCAAUCAUGUGCACAGAUAAAAAUGACAGGAAGUCCAAAGUGAUUAGCCCAGCUCCUGGAAAAUAAAGCAAAAGCAAACAAAAGCCCUCCUGAUCUUGCAGGCUCUGCAUUGUACAAUUUGGUUUCUUUUAUGCCACAGUCAUGACUGUCUAGCUCUCAGACUGAGGCAGCUGCCUGCAGGAAAGGUCUCCACAGUGAGCAAGGCUCCACCCUUCCCCAGUUAGAGUUCCAUUUUACUUGCCUUAAUGGUGGAAAGAGGAAUUUAGUAUUUGCACUUAGCAAAACAUUUUAAAACUGUAAAGAAUUGUGCAUGACCUACAACUUUGUAUAACAAUAGAUGAAAAUGAAUAGGUGGUUUAUUAAAAAUAAAUAUUUUUCUUUACCUUCUGGUAGUAUAAAAUAAUAAAAUAAAAGCUGUUAUGUUUUCUUGUGUGUAAAAAGUCUGUAUUAUAUGUAAUUUGGAUUUUUUUGUAAAUAAAUUUUUGUGCACUCUGA
Messenger RNA from Antechinus flavipes (yellow-footed antechinus), 7954 nucleotides. It is a transcript of the gene RNF216, whose product is annotated as ring finger protein 216. Gene Ontology annotation, molecular function: zinc ion binding. Lineage: Eukaryota; Metazoa; Chordata; Mammalia; Dasyuromorphia; Dasyuridae. The record is from RefSeq and is a predicted model, not a curated record. Bases 188 to 2962 code for a protein of 924 amino acids. The transcript has 17 exons.